Molecule: messenger RNA, 1020 nt
Organism: Pistacia vera
Lineage: Eukaryota; Viridiplantae; Streptophyta; Magnoliopsida; Sapindales; Anacardiaceae
Product: bark storage protein A-like
Exons: 7
Coding region: 1-1020 (339 amino acids)
Biological process (GO): nucleoside metabolic process
Molecular function (GO): catalytic activity
Source: RefSeq, a predicted model, not a curated record
AUGAUCGGACGGCGGGCGGUGGAGUUGGAGCUGGUGGCGGUUGGGCUGCUGCUUAUGGUUCAAUGUAGUGUGCAGCUGAGGAAGACUCACCCUAUGCAUGAGACUGUGGAUAGAGUGAAUGAGAAUGGCGGGCCUUAUAUUGGGAUUGUUAUGGCUUACCCAACUGAAGAAAUGGCCCUUCAAACCUCUGGUUUAUUUGUUUGCAACUCACAGAUCCCCUGGGUUGACUUGGCAGGCAGAAGAUUCAACAUUGGGAAGAUUAAGAAUGUAGAUGUGAUCUAUGUAAUGACUGGGGAACAAACGCUAAAUGCAGGUAUAACUGUGCAAAUUCUACUUGAUGUAUUUGAUAUUGAAGGGGUGGUUCAUUAUGGGACAGCUGGAAGCUCUAAUGAUUCAUUGUCUCUUGGUGAUGUUAGUGUAAUGAAAUAUGUUGCCUUCACCAGUUCUUGGAAAUGGAAGGAAUUUGAAUCGAAGAAAGGGAAAUUGCCAGAACUAAUAUUUGGAGCUUUCAAUUUUCCUGAAAGGGGAGAGAAUUUGUUGGCAAAGGUUGAGUAUACGCCAAGCCAGUUAUACUCCCCUGGUAAACCAAUGGAAGAGAUCUUUUGGCUUCAAGUAGAUUCAAAGUGGUUUAAUGUUUCUACACAGCUUCAGGAUUUAGAGUUACAACAAUGUAUAAAUGACACAUAUUGCCUACCGAACAGAGCAGAAAUUGUUUUUGGACUUCGGGGCUCCACCGCUGAUAUAUUCCUCGACAAUGCAGCAUAUAGAGAAUUUCUUUUCAAAGAGUUGAAUGUCUCAACUGUUGAUGAAGAGAGUGCUGCCAUUGUCAUGACAUGUCUGUCAAAUGGGGUGCCCUCUAUUGUGUUUCGUGGAGUUUCGGAUUUGGCAGGCGGGGGAGAAAAGCUGUUGUCAUCCAGCCUCAGUUCACUAGCUUCUGUCAAUGCUUUGAGUGUUGCAGUUGAGUUUAUUGCAUUAAUUGAUAAGGAAAAUACAGUUCAUGACCACCAAAAGCAGAACUAG